This is a messenger RNA of Pocillopora meandrina, 4568 nucleotides long. NCBI's taxonomy places the organism in Eukaryota, Metazoa, Cnidaria, Anthozoa, Scleractinia, Pocilloporidae. The record is from the annotation of a GenBank genome assembly.
AUCAUGGCAUUUGUAUUCCAGCCUGAUUGUUGAAAGGGAAGGCCAAACAGGCCUCCCAGCAAGUCAAGCCAUCGCCAACGGUAAGGAGGGAAACGUUUCACGGCGGAAAAUUUCGAUCAAAAUUUUUUUGUCGCUACUGCUGACUUACGACAUCACAUCGCCACUUUUGUGCAACGUCAUACAUCUUACUUGGCAAAAUCGGAAUACACGUAAGAUCUAUUACGAACAAAAUUACGGAUUUAUAGUCGCCUGCUUUUCUCUUUAUUCGUAACACGAAGAAGAGUCAUUUUUAAGAGAAAACUGCGUUGCUUUAAAUGAACUCUACGACGAAUCGUUACCAUCCCUAUCAGCGCAAUGCAUCCAAAACAAAUAUUGAAUCUACGCCAUUACCAAACUUGACUAUAACUCAUCAGGCAGCGAAGCGAACGAAUGAUUUACCACAAAUAUGCAAGGUUGGGAAAUAUCUUUUAUUGGAACGUCCAGGUGGAAGCGCUCUUUACAAAGCGGUGGACACCGAAACGAGAACAGAACUUGCUUGCAAAAUCAUAGACGUCAAUAAAUUCCGGGAGACUCUAGCGCCGAUGUUUCAUCUUCCUCCACACGAUGGCAUCAACAAGAUUAUAGAAAUCUUGGUCAGUGACUCCUACGCUUAUGUUUUUUUUGAGCGAUCGUUUGGAGAUUUACAUUCUUACGUUAGAACAAAACGUAGACUGAAGGAGGAGGAAGCAAGCAAAUUAUUUCACCACAUCGUCAGUUCAGUUGCACAUUGUCACGAGUCGGGUGUUGUCUUGCGCGACCUGAAACUUAGAAAGUUUGUGUUUAAAAAUCCCGAAAGGUAAGCGCCUUUUUUGGUCCUACAAGGUUUGGGGGGUUUCUAGCUCUUAAAAAAUAGUAAGCUUGGAGAAAUCUUGGAUUUUCCAUGUGGUUUAUGACAAGAUCUAUUCAGUAUUGUUCGUUAACCCCUCGUGGUGGAGAUUGUGUGAACAGUGUUAGCGUGGCGUUAGGACGGGUACUGGUUUGUUUUGGGUCUACAUAUCCUAGCUACGACGCAGUUUUUUUUUCAUUUCUUCAUUAUUUUCUUACAAACUUGAAUGUAAUUUAGUUAAGAACCGAGCUUGUUCGUGUCCGUGGCCAUAACUUUAAGCAGUGGGCCCGUAUUUCUCUUUUUCAUGGCAAUAACAUUGGCCGUUCGUGUUUGCCGCUCUAUUUCCGGUUUGUGGCGUUCUGUAGGCACCUGCAAUAGGAAUGUAUAAAAUCCAUCUCGUGGCGCUGUUUUUAGCGACAAAGAAUCAAAAGAGUCGGUUAAAAUACUUGAAAUAAGAGUAGAGCUGGAGAGUAUUGUUUGUAGAGGGGGAUCGUUCGAUGCGGCAAAUAAUAGUCGCGAAUUUGUGUGGGCUGAUAAUUUCAUAUUCCACUUUCGUCAUUCCCACGCGCGUCGCGUCUUUGUGGGAUGAAAGGCGAGUCAUCAAACCAAUAAAGAGGGCUAUGCUUUAGACACUUUUUUUCGGAAUGGGUUCCUUUUCCCUUUUCCUUUGCGUUUUCAUUUUAUUUUUUUGAUCCCGGAAAUGGCGGGCACACAGCGGCGGGAAAUUUUAAUUCUUACUUGUCAUUCAAUGUAAGUGCAUCUUAUUGCGAAGCCUCCGAAAGGAAAUGCAAUCAAUAUUGCAAUUGGAUUUAUAUAGAACCCCAAGAAUCGUCGGAUCGAAUCUACACGCCGGUGAUUUGGUAAGGUUUGAGUCGUUGUCAGAUGAAAUCAUUCUCCACGUGGCAUUGGGAAAUUUCAAAACGUUGCAAGUUGAUCAAGUGAAAGUUAGCCACGUGGAACUAUGAUCUUUCCACCUUUGUUGCUUUAUUCUCGAAAUUUAUCCGUUGGUUUGCGCCACAAAACAAUGACUGUCGAAACACAAUUAAAUCGCACGCUUUUUAUUCUUAAACGGACGGCGUGUUCCGAUGAUUGUCUAUUGUCUUCGCGAUUUUCAAAAGACGAACGCCCCCGAUGACAUUUCUUUGAUUUGUGAACGGAAACAUUCGAAACCGUACGCUAUAAAAAGAGAAUCUUCAAAUACCGCAGAGAACCCGCAGGUGCAAAAGCGAAUUUUUUCCUCAUUCUGACUGGAUCUUGCCGAGAUUUCCUGUGAGUAAAAUGUUCAGUAUUCACGAUGCCCUCAUGUUCACAAUCGGCAAUAUUAUAGAGUGUUUACCCAAAGGGGUAAAAGAUAGUAUACUUCAGAAGUAUCUUGGGUCUAAUAUUUUACUAUAGUGCAAUUGACAAAGGGUGUUUAAGAUAUUGUAUGUGGGUGUAAGGAUUUUAUUUCUUUACAAUUCCGUUUGUGUUUCUUACUUCCCCGUUGAUCUAUUCUUGUCUUUAACGAUCAUAGUAAUAAUUAAACUUUGUCCUACCGGAGUGAAAAAAAAAAAGGGUCACAAAUUUAAAUACAGCUGUCCUUAAAGCGUUUACGUCUCAAUUACUUGCAAAUGAACAAAAAGAGAGAACCAUGUUUUUUUGAAAAACUGUCAUUAGCUGCGAGCUUUCCAUUGUGAAGCCGGUAAAAAGCCAGUUGUGUUCUCUCAAAAGCUGCUUGUCAACCUGAUAUGUAUUAAAUAGAAGUGAAUGGAGUCUGCGUUUAGCGAAUUGCGAACGAUUUAUAAAUGAAUCCUAUAAAUAGGAUUAAAAUGAACAUCACGGGUCACGCAAAUGCUGAUAAGAUAUAUUGUUACUUUCUGUGCUAGACAGUUAUAUUGAUCGGAAUAUAUGAAAGAAAAGCUUACACGCGGUGCAGAUGUUUUCAACGAGUUUCGAAGUGAAAACUGUGGAAUAAGCGAUUAAAUUAAAUCGGAAUUAUCAGUCAAAUCCUUGCAUUAAAGAUAAGUGGGAUUUUGGUUACGAAAUCUGGCUUUAAGGAAUACUCGGAUAUCUGAGUCGCAGUUUUUUUUAAGGGUCCGAGAUUCCGGCCUUUUCAACCUCCCAUUUCUUUUUUUCUCUCAGUGACAGCUCAAGUUAAAUUCGAUCCAGCCUUUUUAAUGUGCAUCUAGGGUAACAUGCUUUGGCCUUUUGUUAAGUUAUCUUUAAAAAAUGUUAAGCGGUAAGUGGUCUCGAUUUCAAAAGAAAUACCAGUUACCCAUAAAAAAGAAUGAUCCAUGUGAAUCAAAACCAAAACUACACGUGCUUUUUGCCAUGUGGCCUCCGCCCAAUUCUACCUUUUUCGCGGAAAAAAUCGUCGAAAGAAUCGAUUACGUCUUUUGGAGUUAAUCAGCCAUCUUACUGUCGUUUAUUGCAAACUGCGGUCGUGGAAAACGUCAGCACUCGAAUCACUCGGUUUUCUUUUUGACAUGCAACUGUCUGUCAUGUGUCUGAUUAUGAAACAUGGCCAACAGACGUUCUUGUUUCUGUCUUUUGUUCCUUCUCGUUCCCUCUUCUUUCCGCCCUUUGUCAUAAAAAUAAAGAAAAAAAAAUUUAAAAAUCACCAUGUAACAAUUGUGGGUGAGAUUUCUAGACCAAAACAAUUAGACCAAAAUUUCGAAACGUACCUUGGAAAACCAUGUGAGUCCUUAGAAAGCCUUUUGAAUUCGGUUUAAUAAGGUGUGCUAGUUACUCGCGUGCCUCGUGGCGCAUGGGCCCGACGACCCCUUUGUUCUUUGUCUGCCUUCGGUUUGCCUUAUUCCGUGUCAUGUACGUCUCAUGUAGUCUAGUACCCAUUGUUUGAAAAAGUUUAAUUUUCAAUUACUUUUUCGCUAACGCCGAGGUUUUAUUUAUUUAUUUUCAUUAAUUUUACAGAUCAAAUGUAAAACUUGAGGGAUUAGAAGACGCUUAUCCUCUUGACGGCGAAGAUGACACUCUCGAAGACAAGCAUGGCUGCCCUGCUUAUGUGAGUCCGGAGAUUUUACAAGCAAGCGGUGGUUACUCGGGCAAGGCAGCCGAUGUGUGGAGUCUGGGAGUGAUGUUGUACACUAUGUUAGUCGGACGAUACCCGUUCCACGAUACGGAACCGAGUGUGCUUUUCACGAAAAUUCGACGUGGACAUUUCACAGUUCCGGACACGAUAUCAUCAAAAGCGAAAUGUCUGAUUCGCUCGAUGAUGCGCCGUGAACCCACAGAAAGACUGUCUGCCCGGGAAAUCCUUGAACAUCCUUGGUUUACGUCAAGUUUUCAUAUCACUAGUCCUUGUAAAAUAGACCAGAAAAUAGCUGAUCAAACCGUGCCAGAUUUGGCCUCAGAUGACACGCCUUCUUUCUUUGUUUGAGUGCCUUGUUUACUAUAGCAGAUUAUUUAAUUUUUUGUGUACAUAUAUACAUAAAUAGAAAGAACUAUCUCAUUCUUAAGACAAGAUGGAGGAAAAGUGCUUCUUAAAGAGAAAUUAUUCGGUCGAUUUUUUCACUGUUAAAAACCGAUCGCUCGUUAUAGCUCUCUUCAUGCAGGUAUUUCUUUUAAUCUUAUGGAGCACUCGUAAUAUUAAGAAAGUGUUCAUAUGUUAUUAUGUUUUUCUUACUUUUUUUUUCCUAGCGUGAAAUGCGUUAUGCAUAAGGAUAUAAGCUUUGCAAUGUUGGAAGUUUCACUUUUUUGAGCUUUU